GAACUGACUGUGGAGCGCCCCUAUUCCCAAAGCCAAUUUUAUCAUUUUCACAUCAAUCAUCCAACCUCAUUAAUGUUUUUUCUAAACUGUAACGUAACCUCCUUAAUUUAAUCAAAGUCCUAAUGAAAGUAAAAACCAAUCAACUACCUGUAAAUCAGAUGACACGUGUCAGAACCCCACGAUAAUCAUCCAAAAAUAUACACCGAGUAUACUCCACUGUGAUCAAAACCCUUUGCCAUAUUUAUUACUGUUUUCCUUCUUCAAUUCUUGUUGGCUAAGUAAACCUUUUCCCAUCAUCAAGCUUAUUGAAGUCCGCUCUUUUCUCUUCUACCUUAAACAGUAUAUUUUCAAAAUCAAAAAAUUAAAAUAAAAUAAAAUAAUAAUUUACUAGAAUUUGCUGGCUUACUGUAUGGGUGGCGAUACAACAUCUCCUAAUUCUCCUCUCAUGUAUACAACAGAAGAAUCAUCUUUUGAUCAAAACGUCUUUGAGAAUCCACUAAGCUCACCUAUGCUUCUCAGUGGUGAUGAUCAUCCUGGCUCAAAAGUGGAGGAUGGGGAAGUUGGACUAGGUUCUAUGGAUUUGGAGGAAUUCGUUCGAGCUUCUUCAAAUUCCAUAGAUGAUGUUAACCAAAAGUGUUUAAGGAAUGUAUAUAUGGAUGUUCUCAAGAGCUAUGAGGAGCUGAAGUUCCAUAAGGACUAUUUGAAGGAAGCCAAAGAUAAAAUUUUGAGUUACACCCCUGGAUCAUGGAUUGAGGAGGUGGGUGGCAUGAAAGCGAGCGAUUACAAUAUACCAAAAAAGAUGACACUCUUGUUGAUUGGUCCAAGAGGAUCUGGAAAAAGCAGCCUUGUUAACAAGAUUUCCAGGGUAUUCGAUGAUGAUCCUUUUACACCAGAAAGAGCUCAAGUAUCGUAUUCUUCUGAUGGAGAUGGGACAUACUUUCUCCAUGAGUACACGAUACCAAGAGGUUCAAGCUCUUUCUGUUUGUAUGACACACGUGGUUUGUCGGAUGAUUCGAAUGAAAAUGAGAAAAUGGUGAAGCGCUGGAUGAAAAAGGGGGUGUGUCAUGGGAAACUAAUACGGAGGGGUUCUGAUGAUGCAGAGAUGAAGUCUAAAGCUCGCCGAAAUAGAUACUGUGCCACUGAGACCAAUGUGGUUAGUUGUGUCAUAUUUGUUGUCAGUGCGGUCCAAAUGCUGCAAUCGAUGGACAGUGAUGAUGAAACAAAGAGACAACGAGCUCAGGCUGUUGCUACAACUUUCAACUACCCUCUCUUAUCGUUCAAAGAUGAAAAGCCUAUUGUUGUGCUCACACAUGGUGAUUUACUUUCACUCUCGGACCGUACACGCAUUCGCAUGUAUUUGGGACAGCUGCUGGGUAUUCAUCCGAAGAAACAAAUUUUUGACAUCCCAGAAAGUGAUGAUUUAGGAACUAGGUUGACUGUACUCAACAUGCUUCGCCAUUGUCUUGAGCUAGCUGAUAAAAAUCUACCCUUCAAAAAUUACCAACCUUUCGAAGGCCCAUAUCGGAGCAAGGGUCUCUUGAAGAUGCUAGUGUCAUCUCUACUGGUAUAUGCGGUUCUAGCAAUACUUAUCGGACUGGGCUUUAUGUUCAUGAAUACACUCCAAGCCAAGGUUGCUUCUGUUCCCAAUUCACAGGUAUCGCAAGCACGUGUAGACGGAGAUAGUUAUGCACCUAUUGUUGAUUUUGUACCCAAUCUUCAGCCUGAGGCAAUGCAACCACAUGUAAACUUAGAUUGUCAUGCAAGUGAGGCUGAUUCUGUCCGCGAUCUUCAGCCUGAAGCUCCCCAAUCAGAUGAAAACUUAGAUUUGGGUGCAAUGCAACCACAUGUAAAAUUGGAUUGUCAUGCAAGUGAGGUUGAUUCUGUUUGUGAUAUUCAGCGUGAGGCCCCCAAAUCAGAUGUGAACUUAGAUUGUCAUGCAAGUGAGGUUGACUCUGACUAUGAUCUUUCAGAUUGUCAUGCAAGUGAGGUUGACUCUGAUUACGAUCUUCACCCUAAGCCCCCCGAGCCAGAUGAAAACUUGAAUUGGGGUGCAAUCCGACACUUAUGGUUUGGCUAAGUUUAUUGAUGAGCUCGAAUGUAUAGAGGUUGAUGCACUUAUCUAGAGCUAGUUAUGUGUUUCGACUCAAGAAUACAUGCUUUCUGUGUAUAAACAGCAUUAGCUGUCUUACUUUCAGCUAUAAUUCUCUUGGAGAAGAGUAACGUUCUUUAGAAACUCGUUGUACAGUUGAUCAUUAUUAGUGUUUUAACUGUGCUGUUUUACUA
Molecule: messenger RNA, 2283 nt
Organism: Capsicum annuum
Lineage: Eukaryota; Viridiplantae; Streptophyta; Magnoliopsida; Solanales; Solanaceae
Exons: 9
Coding region: 410-2077 (555 amino acids)
Source: RefSeq, a predicted model, not a curated record